Engraulis encrasicolus (European anchovy) is the source of this 754-nucleotide messenger RNA. It is a transcript of the gene hint1, whose product is annotated as histidine triad nucleotide binding protein 1. Bases 78 to 458 code for a protein of 126 amino acids. NCBI's taxonomy places the organism in Eukaryota, Metazoa, Chordata, Actinopteri, Clupeiformes, Engraulidae. Gene Ontology annotation, molecular function: hydrolase activity. Gene Ontology annotation, biological process: purine ribonucleotide catabolic process. The transcript is spliced from 3 exons. Gene Ontology annotation, cellular component: cytoplasm; nucleus. The record is from RefSeq and is a predicted model, not a curated record.
GCGCAAACUAGCGCCUAGCGCCGGUGAAAUAGGGAAGUUUAGCUAAGUGCUGUUAUUCAUUCUGCUGUGGUGGCACCAUGGCAGACGAAAUAGCGAAAGCUCAAACUGCGCAGCCUGGAGGGGAUACCAUUUUUGGGAAAAUUAUUCGUAAAGAGAUUCCUGCCAAGAUCCUGUAUGAGGAUGACCAGUGCAUAGCCUUCCACGACGUCGCCCCCCAGGCUCCCACACACUUUCUGGUGGUCCCUAGGAAACCUAUCUCCGGAAUCUCUAAAGCAGAGGAUGGAGAUGCAGCACUGUUGGGUCACCUGAUGAUUGUGGCCAAGAAGUGUGCCGACCAGGUGGGCCUUCCCAAAGGCUACCGUUUGGUGGUGAACGAGGGGCCCGAUGGAGGCCAGUCUGUCUACCACGUCCACAUCCAUGUGCUGGGCGGACGCCAGAUGGGCUGGCCCCCAGGCUAAGCAGAGACGCGGCGCGCCAUACCGGGCCCGGGCCCGGGCCAGGCAAAGCCGAACCCGAGCGGAGCCAAGCAAACCGCACCAUCUGUGGACACCCUUGCACUUCUCCCACCCCCUUUGCUGUUUGUGAUGGAGGGCUAAGUCACACACACACACCCACACAAGUCCAUCAUCUGUCAGUAUUUUAUCUUCCGUCAGAUUUUUUUUGUGUGUGUGCAUGCAUUGAUUUUGUUUCAUCAUGCUUGACUUAAUCAAAAACAAAUCACACAAAUAAAUAAAAAACAGAAUUGAAUUUGAAA